Molecule: messenger RNA, 2356 nt
Organism: Melanotaenia boesemani (Boeseman's rainbowfish)
Lineage: Eukaryota; Metazoa; Chordata; Actinopteri; Atheriniformes; Melanotaeniidae
Gene: bmp4
Product: bone morphogenetic protein 4
Exons: 4
Coding region: 389-1597 (402 amino acids)
Biological process (GO): negative regulation of transcription by RNA polymerase II; SMAD protein signal transduction; BMP signaling pathway
Cellular component (GO): extracellular region
Molecular function (GO): BMP receptor binding; growth factor activity; cytokine activity
Source: RefSeq, a predicted model, not a curated record
AGCCUGUUCGUCCAGCGCACCGCUCGACCUUACCGACUGUUCUGGAGACGGAUAGGAGACCCCGCUGCAGAGCCCGAAAACCGGCCCUCGCUGACUUUUUUACCCCCCGAAUGAUGGUGACACUACAGGAUUAAUGAGCCAAAAAGCCACAGUACUUCUCUUUUAAGUCUCUUAUCAGCUUUUCAUCGGCGUAACGCCUGGACUGCUUUGCAUCUCCGUUUUCAUUUCAGUUCGAGGAUACCUGUACCUCCACUGAUGGAACAGGGUCACUCCAACGUUUUCCUGCAGCCUCCCAACACCACCUAACAUUUCCUGGAAGAACGUGUCCAUUGCCUGCUCCCAACAAACAUGGACUGUUUUCCCAUGCUUUAUUUUCUGUCGAGACAUCAUGAUUCCUGGUAAUCGAAUGCUGAUGGUCAUUUUAAUAUGCCAAGUCCUGCUGGGAGAGAGCAACCAUGCUAGUCUGAUACCUGAAGAAGGGAAAAAGAAAGUACCUGGCCUGCAGGGUCGUUCGGCCGCUCAGAGCCAUGAACUGUUACGGGACUUUGAGGCCACACUGCUGCACAUGUUUGGCCUUAAAAGGCGGCCGCGGCCCAGUCGUGCAUCCACCGUGCCUCGCUACCUGCUGGACCUCUAUCGACUGCAAUCGGGGGAGGCUGAGGAGGUUGGACAUGACAUUGCCUUUGAGUACCCAGAGAGGUCAGCUAGCCGGGCCAACACUGUAAGGGGCUUCCACCAUGAAGAGCACAUGGAGACGAUGCAUGAGCUGGAUGAUGGAGAAUCCAUGCCUCUUCGCUUCCUGUUCAACCUUAGCAGCAUUCCAGAGGAUGAGCUCCUGUCUUCUGCAGAACUAAGGCUCUACCGUCAUCAGAUUGAUGAGGCCAUUGCUGAAACCCUCUCAGAUGACCAGGGGCUUCACCGGAUAAAUGUGUACGAGGUGCUGAAACCACCGCGCCCUGGGCAGCUUAUCACGCAACUUCUGGAUACGCGGCUCGUGCGCCACAACGCAUCACGCUGGGAGAGCUUUGACGUCAGCCCUGCUGUGCUGCGUUGGACUCGUGAGCGCCUCCCUAAUUAUGGACUGGCUGUGGAGGUCCUUCACCUCAACCAGACUCCGCGCCACCAGGGACGACAUGUCCGCAUCAGCCGUUCACUACACCAAGAACCCGGGGAGGACUGGGAGCAGAUACGCCCUCUCCUGGUCACUUUUGGCCACGAUGGGAAGGGUCACCCGUUGACCCGCCGGACCAAGCGCAGCCCCAAACAACGGGGCCGUAAACGCAACCGCAACUGCCGCCGCCAGGCACUGUAUGUGGACUUCAGCGAUGUAGGCUGGAAUGACUGGAUAGUGGCACCUCCUGGCUACCAGGCCUAUUACUGCCAUGGGGAAUGCCCCUUUCCUUUGGCAGAUCAUCUGAACUCAACCAACCACGCCAUCGUUCAGACACUGGUGAACUCUGUGAACAACAACAUUCCCAAGGCCUGCUGUGUACCAACAGAGCUCAGCGCCAUCUCCAUGCUCUACCUAGACGAACAAGACAAGGUAGUCCUGAAAAACUACCAGGAAAUGGUAGUGGAGGGCUGCGGCUGCCGCUAACUCACAAACUUACAAAAACUUGGACUUUUAUUAAGCAACGUGGACGUUGAAAAUAAAGAAAAAGGAAAAAAAAAAGGUCUUUACUCCCAAAAUGUUCACUUGGACCCUUAUUUAUAACUUUUAUGAGGUGUAUGUUUGUCUCACUUUUUUUGUUUCUUUGACAAUAUGAUCAUAUAUUUUGACAAAAUAUAUAUAUUUAUAUCUACAUAUUAAAAAUAAAUUGAGUCCUUAUUUUAAACAUAAAAAAGCUGUACAACCUUUCAUAAUGUACAUUAGAUUGUAUAAGUUUUUUAUUGAGAAAAUAGUAAAACACUUUAAAAAGUAAAGUUUAUUUACUGGUAAUAUUUAUUGCUUUCAUAUAUACAUAAAACAUGAAUGCGUCUUAUAAAACAUUCAGUCAUAUCACAAUAUUCACCCUUUGUGUAUUUGCAGAAAUGGAAGCACUGCAUGGAUUUCACACACUGUUUCUUUAAAAAUCAAAAUGUACACAGGAUUUUUUUUAAAUCACAAAAAGGUCAAUCUGAUUAUCCUAAUAAGGCCCUUAAAUCUAAUAUCUGUGUGAUAAUUUACGAGGAAUUACAAAAAAAAAAAAAAAAACUCAAUUUCUAUUACUUUUUUCUACACUAAAUGAUAAAAUUGAAUGAAUUGCAUUUGAAUUUCAUUGUAAUUGUGUUCGGAUUACUUUUUACUAAAAGAAAGAGACUAGAAGAAAAGAUCUUGAUGUUCUGUCUUUCCAAAAAUAAAGGAGUGUUUGGUUUA